GGGGCGGCGGCGUCCCCUCACCCGGCUCCUCCUGCGGCGCGGCGGGCUGUGCGGACAUGGCCGCGGCGGUGGCGGUGGCGGCCGCCUCUCGGCGCCAGUCCUGCUAUCUGUGUGACCUGCCCCGCAUGCCCUGGGCCAUGAUCUGGGACUUCACGGAGCCCGUGUGCCGCGGCUGCGUCAACUACGAGGGCGCCGACCGCGUGGAGUUCGUCAUCGAGACGGCGCGCCAGCUGAAGCGUGCUCACGGCUGCUUCCCGGAGGGCCGCUCCCCGACCGGCUCGCAGCCUGCAGCCUCCAAGCCACCCCCACUGUCGGCCAAGGACCUGCUGCUGCAGCCGCCGCCGCAGCUGGGCCACGCGGGCGCCGAGGCCGCGCGCGCUCAGGCCAUGGAGCGCUACCCGCUGGCGCCGGACCGUGCCCCGCGCCUGGCCUCCGACUUCAGCACGCGUGCGGGUGCAGGCCUUGCACAGUCUGCCGCGCCGCAGCCCGCGCCGGCGAAUGGCAUCCUGGUGCCCAACGGCUUCUCCAAGCUGGAGGAGCCGCCCGAGCUGAAUCGCCAGAGCCCGAACCCUCGGCGUGCACACGCCGUUCCGCCCACCCUGGUGCCUCUGGUGAACGGUUCCGCCGCCUUGGGGCUGAGCGGCCGUGCUGCGGCCACACUGGCCGCGGUGAGCGGUACACCGGGCCUGGGAGCUCAGCCCUCCGACUUAGGCACCCACAAACGCCCGGCGUCUGUGUCGAGCGCGGCGGCGGAGCACGAGGCGCGCGAGCCGAGCAAGGAGAAGGCACAGCCGGCACAUCGGAGCCCGGCCGACAGCUUAUCCGGCGCGGCCGGGGCGAGCGAGCUGAGCGCCGACGCUGCAGGCAAAGGCCGCGCGCCCGGGGAGCAGGACUGGGCCAGCAGGCCUAAGACGGUGCGGGACACGCUCCUGGCGCUGCACCAGCACGGCCACUCGGGGCCCUUCGAGAGCAAGUUCAAGAAGGAGCCGGCCCUGACUGCAGCAGGCAGGUUGUUGGGUUUCGAGGCCAACGGGGCCAACGGGUCUAAAGCAGUUGCAAGGACAGCAAGGAAAAGGAAGCCCUCUCCAGAACCGGAAGGGGAAGUCGGGCCCCCUAAGAUCAAUGGCGAGGCACAGCCUUGGCUGUCCACUUCCACAGAAGGGCUCAAGAUCCCCAUCACCCCCACAUCCUCUUUUGUGUCUCCGCCACCCCCUACUGCCUCUCCUCAUUCCAACCGGACCACACCGCCUGAAGCGGCCCAGAACGGCCAAUCCCCAAUGGCAGCCCUGAUUUUAGUAGCAGACAAUGCCGGAGGCAGUCACGCCUCGAAAGAUGCCACCCAGGUUCACUCCACCACCAGGAGGAACAGCAGCAGCCCGCCCUCUCCCUCUUCUAUGAACCAAAGAAGGCUUGGCCCCAGAGAGGUGGGGGGCCAGGCCACCGGCAGCACUGGAGGACUGGAGCCGGUGCACCCUGCCAGCCUCCCAGACUCCUCUCUGGCAGCCAGCGCCCCCCUGUGUUGCACCCUGUGCCACGAGCGGCUGGAGGAUACUCACUUUGUGCAGUGCCCGUCUGUCCCUUCGCACAAGUUCUGUUUCCCUUGCUCUAGACAAAGCAUUAAACAGCAGGGCGCUAGCGGAGAGGUCUAUUGCCCAAGUGGGGAGAAGUGUCCUCUGGUGGGCUCCAAUGUCCCCUGGGCCUUCAUGCAAGGAGAGAUUGCCACCAUCCUCGCUGGAGACGUCAAAGUGAAGAAGGAGAGAGACUCGUGACUUUCUGCGUUCAAAAAAGCCCAUGGUUACCCUUAACUCAAACUUGUUGAACUGUAUAUAGAUCUCCAUACAUUAUAUAUAUAUAUAUAAAUAUAUAUAUCCAAGACAAGGGAAAUGUAGACUUCAUAAACAUGGCUGUAUAAUUUUGAUUUUUUUGAAUACAUUGUGUUUCUAUAUUUUUUUUGACGACAAAAGGUAUGUACUUUAAGGCAUUUUCUUCUUUUGUUAACGUUGUUAGGCUGUCUGUGCUUGACUCUGGGUGACAGUUGCUGUUCUAUGUAGGCUGCGACUUGGCUGCUUUUUGUUUUUGUUUUUUUAAAGAGCACUUGGCAAACAAAUGCUUCUAGCCGUAUUUGUAUGCACUUAUUUUAAAAGAGAAAAAAAAAAGAAAAAAAGCCAAAUACAUUUUUUUCUGACAUUGUAAGAUUGCCUUACUGUCUGUCAUUUCUCCUCGCUGGCCUCUCUCAGGCUGAAGGCCUGUUGGUGGAGGACAAUGGGAAGUGAGUGGAAGGGGACACCUGUCAGAAGGGCAUGCCCCGCGGGAAAUGUCACUCACCUAGCAGGCCCUCUCCGAGGGAGGGAAAGUGGAGUUUGAAUCUUGUCAACAGUUCAGUUCUUGCAAUAUUGGUCGUCAGAGGUGCUGCAGAAAGGUUUGCAACAUUGUGUGUCUGGGUUUUUGUUUUGUUUUUUUAAUCAAAGGCAAGCUAGCCUUGUUCGCUCUGCCCACGUGACCGGUUGUAAGCUUUCAGUGCUGCGUGCUCCUCCUCGGUUGCCCCACCGGUGGUUCCAGCUGUAGCAGUAGUUGUCAGGGUUGUGUGGAAACCAGGUGGCAUUACUGCUGACUCCCAGCUCAGCCUGGCUCUGCAGUGCCAUUGGCCAUCCUGAAAAAUUCUGGGGCUCCUUACUGUUGCAGGCCGGGUGAACUUGUGGGAUUGGAUUCAUGUCUGUUGCGUGUUUUUCUUCUUUUUCCGGUGUGUUUCUUCUACUUGUCCAGUUCUUGCCUGCGUGUUGUCCCGGUUGUGACAAGUGCUUACCGCAGUGUGUACAUUGACAGUUACAGCCCUGGGUGCUGCCAGGAGGAUCUGUGGGCAUGUCAGUGGUGGGGUACAGGAAGCCUGCAGUUUUUCCUUAGAUGUGUAUGAAAUACUAAGAGAAUAAUACUGUUCUGGAAAAAAAAAAAAAAGAACCUAGUGAGAACUA
Molecule: messenger RNA, 2969 nt
Organism: Arvicanthis niloticus (Nile rat)
Lineage: Eukaryota; Metazoa; Chordata; Mammalia; Rodentia; Muridae
Gene: Irf2bp2
Product: interferon regulatory factor 2 binding protein 2
Biological process (GO): regulation of transcription by RNA polymerase II
Cellular component (GO): nucleus
Molecular function (GO): transcription corepressor activity
Source: RefSeq, a predicted model, not a curated record